UCAUUUGCCUUCUACAUGAAUGGUAUGACCUUCAAGAAAAGAUAUUGUGCCCACCACCUGUUUACAGAUUACCCGUAUCCAGAACAAGUGCUGGGGACGGCUUGGCAAGGUGGCCUGUGUUUCUCUCAUCACUACUACAUCGAUGGUUUGUUGAUGAUGAACAGUGGUAUCUCAUCAGCCACCGAUAUGUUGGCAGGAGUAUUAACCACUCUGCAGAUGAACCUGGUAUUCGCUCAUG
Messenger RNA from Candidula unifasciata, 238 nucleotides. The record is from the annotation of a GenBank genome assembly. NCBI's taxonomy places the organism in Eukaryota, Metazoa, Mollusca, Gastropoda, Stylommatophora, Geomitridae.